GUUGUUUGUGUUCCUCCCUCUGCCGGCAUUGGUGUUGUUGUCGACUGAUCCUCCAUUACAGCAGCUUUCUCGUUUCGUUGACCGGCACUUUUGAGCUAAAGUUUCUUUACAAUGUUGGCCUUUGCGCCAAAGAAGGACGGUGGUCCGAAUACCAAAUAUUUUGAAAGUCCAGAAACGCUAACUCAGUUGGACGGAGUGCGUAGCUGGUUAAUGAAAAACUGCAAAAAGCAUGUGCAAACGGAACCACCUUCAAAUAAAUCCCUGUCAUCAUUGAUCAUUCAGCUGAUACAGUUCCAGGAAGAUAACUUAGGAAAAAAUUCUACCAAACCACCGAUGACUAGAUUGCCUGCGAGAUGUUUCCUUGACUUCAAACCUGGAGGUGCACUGUGUCAUAUUUUCGCGGCAGCAUUUAAAUUCAGAACCGACCAAGGAUGGAGGCGGUUCGAUUUCCAGUCGCCCUCUCGAUUAGAGCGCAACUUGGAACUUUUCGCAAGCAUGGAAAAAACGCUUGUCCAGAACAAGUGCAUCAUUCUUCCUGUUGUAUUCUUGCGGCCUGAUCUUGACAAAGCGACGCAGUCCAAGAUCCGUGAAACAGUGAAACGUCACCAGGGAACAAUCACAGAGAACGAGGACCAAGCGACGCACAUAGUUUAUCCAGCAUGCGACCCUCUUGACGAGGAAUACGCACGGCCACUCUUCCAUCGUGACAGAAUGGUUUUGCUUCAUUGGUACUACUUCCCUGAUAGCUACGACUCCUGGGUUUCUGCUGAACUUCCUGUUGAACCGCCUGACUCGCCACAGAGCAAAAGUGGUCCCUGGAGGGUUAACGCGUCGUGGAUCAACGAACUGGAUGAGUACAACGAAUGGUUGACCGAAGAAGACUAUGAGGUGGAUGAAAGCGGCAAAAAGAAAGUGCACAAGCUGCGAUUGUCUGUGGAGGACAUGAUGAGCCUGGGAGAUCCAGAGCGAACAAAGAAAAAGCCCAAGAGAAAGAGGUCGCCGUCUCCUCCUCCAAAGCCAGGAAAACGCAAGAGCGGGCGUGCUCCAGGCGUGGGCGGAAAGAAGCAUCGUGGGGAAGAAGACGAUGAUGAAGCUAGCAAAGACGCCGAAGAAAGCUCGCAGGACCACAGCAUCAUUCAGGAGGUUAAUCUUAAAACAGGCACCGGCUCCAACAACACUUCCAACCCGUCAAAUGCGUCGCGCGCCAAGGACUCUGAAAUGCAGCCAAUUAAGGGUGGCGUUGUGCUAGACCUCGACGAGGAUGCCGAGAAAGGAGAGGAUUCUCAAACAGGCCGCGGUCAGGAAGGACAAGAUGCCCCCAAGGAUGAUGGCCAAGAGGAUAAUGUCACUGAGCAGACCCAUCACAUCGUCAUACCAAGCUACGCAGCCUGGUUUGACUACAACUCGAUUCACACGGUCGAACGGCGAGCCGUUUACGAGUUCUUUAAUGGGAAGAAUCGCUCCAAGACGCCAGAAAUCUAUCUGGCUUACAGGAAUUUCAUGGUGGACACUUAUCGGCUAAAUCCAACCGAGUAUCUCACCAGCACGGCAUGCAGAAGAAACCUUGCUGGCGAUGUUUGCGCCAUCAUGCGCGUACAUGCUUUUCUUGAACAGUGGGGUCUUGUCAACUACCAAGUUGAUGCUGAAAGUCGUCCAACACCCAUGGGUCCUCCACCCACUUCUCACUUCCAUGUCCUAGCAGACACUCCAAGUGGCUUGGCUCCAGUGAAUCCUCCGAAGACCCCGCAGCCAUCUGCUGCUAAAACUCUGUUAGAUUUGGAUAAAAAGGAUCCAAAGAUUAAAACAGAAGGCGAAGCAGAAGCGAUUGGCACAAACUUUGGUCUCAAACUGGAUCAGUACACCAAAAAGCCAGCUGCAAUGAGAAACAAAACUGCGGCAAACAUGGCUCGAGAUUGGACAGAGCAAGAGACGCUGAUGCUCUUGGAGGGUUUAGAGCUUUAUAAGGAUGAUUGGAACAAGGUGUGCGAACAUGUUGGAAGUCGCACCCAAGAUGAGUGCAUUUUGCAUUUCCUCCGCCUGCCCAUUGAGGAUCCAUACCUAGAAGGCGCCGAGGACAAUGGAUGGCUGGGGCCGCUCGCUUUCCAACCAAUUCCAUUCAGCCAAGCUGGAAACCCAAUCAUGUCAACCGUGGCGUUUUUGGCGUCUGUUGUUGAUCCACGCAUCGCCUCAAGCGCAGCCAAGGCUGCCAUGCAAGAGUUCUCCAAUAUAAGAGACGAAGUACCAGCAGCGUUGCUGGAUGCCCACCUUCAGAGGGUCGCAGCGUCUGGCAAGGAUGGUGAAUAUGAUCCAAGUGCGGGAUUGCUUCAAAGUGGUAUUGCUGGAACAGCUGCUCCUGGUGAUGAGAAAGGUGACGGCGAUGAAAAGAAGGAAGAUGAUAAGGAGGGAGAGGAAAAGGUACCAAGUCUUGUGAUUUCUCAUUUAUCAUUACACAUUAGUCACAUGUACGGGUUGUUCAUGCUUGGUUUCUUUCAGGAGAAGAGUGAGGACAAAGAGGACGCAGAAAAGAAAGAAACAGAUAAGAAGGAGGAAUCUAUGGAAGUCGAUAAAGAGGAUAAGCCAAAAGAAGAGGAUGAAGAGCCAAAAGAUGCUGAAGAUUUGGAUACUGAAGCCAAGGAAUCAGAGGAAGAGGCUAAGGAGAAAGACCCUGCUGUGGUUGCUAAGGAGCGCAUCAUCAAGGACGCGCAGCUCCAGUCAGCUGCGGCUGCCGCAUUAGCCGCUGCCGCUGUCAAAGCCAAGCACCUGGCCGCUGUCGAGGAACGCAAAAUAAAAUCUUUGGUUGCACUUCUUGUCGAGACGCAAAUGAAGAAACUUGAAAUAAAGCUGCGUCACUUUGAAGAGCUCGAAACAACCAUGGAACGAGAGCGUGAAGGUUUGGAAUACCAGCGACAGCAAUUAAUCGCUGAGCGGCAGCAGUUCCAUUUGGAACAGCUGAAGGCAGCCGAAUUCCGUGCGCGUCAACAAGCGCAUCAGCGAGCCGCCGCCGAGCAACACUUGUGGGCUCAGCAGCAGGCCCAGCAACCCCCGGGCGUUCCAGCUGCCCCCUCGGCCGGCCCCCAGGUUAGCCAAGACACUCCCGGAUCGCCUCAGGCAGUAGCGGUAAUUCCGGGUGCGGCCAUCCCUCCACCAACGCUGCCGCCGCCAGUUAACCAAGCGGCGCAGCCAACGGCCGUUGCUGCCCCUGUUGUGGCCGCCCCUGGAGCUCCCAUUCCUGUCGGAGGAGGCAUACUGCCUGGAGGCUCUCCCCCGCCAGCUCAAGCUCAAGUCGCCCCUGUUGCGUCUGAUGCUUGAGCACAAAUUUGCCCGCUCUUUUUUGUAAAAUGUAUUUUUUAAAAUCUUGAUUUCUAUGGGGACAGAGGUCUCAAUCAUUCACGCAAGCCAGCUGGCUUAUAUACUUUUUAAAUUUUGAAAAGUUGUUUUUAUUUUCUCUGAGAGACACUUGGUCACAUGCAGUUUUUGAACUAACUAUUCUAAUGAAUAUUAUAUUGUACGAAUUGAAAUCUGAGUUUCUCACAAUAUUAUGCACAUUCUUCUUGGGUAGAUAGGCUUUGGGCUGCUUGCGAGUAAUAGCCACUGGCAAGGCAUUAUUAGUUUUCUUCUAUGGCCGUACUCAAUAUUUAUGUAUGUAACCUAAAUUUAAAUAAAGAUCAUGUGCUUAAGGAAGAAAAA
Messenger RNA from Cloeon dipterum, 3687 nucleotides. RefSeq names its product SWI/SNF- related protein mor (gene mor). NCBI's taxonomy places the organism in Eukaryota, Metazoa, Arthropoda, Insecta, Ephemeroptera, Baetidae. Gene Ontology annotation, biological process: positive regulation of DNA-templated transcription. The coding region runs from base 112 to 3309 and encodes 1065 amino acids. Gene Ontology annotation, molecular function: DNA binding; histone binding. The transcript is spliced from 11 exons. The record is from RefSeq and is a predicted model, not a curated record. Gene Ontology annotation, cellular component: SWI/SNF complex.